AUGCAGCCUUUUGAGCACAACGUCAACUUCUCGUCGGUUGAUCUCACCAAGGUUGGCAAGUUCAAGCCACAGCUGAUGAAGCGCCUCCUGGGUGACGUUGGUCGACUGCUUAGUGAGAGAUCGGUGCAUCCCGUCCGACCACUUUCGGUUUAUCGGAUUUCUGAGAUUGAGAAGGCAUUCCGCACACUACAGAAUGGCAAGAGCAUGGGUAAGAUUGUGGUAGUUCCCCAUGAAGGUGAUCAAGUCAAGGUAAACAAAAACACAAUGUCUGGGUUCAGAUGUUCAAGUCUGAUCGUUCAUGUUUCAGGCCGUGGCUCCCAAGACCAGUCCAACUCUCUUACGACCUGA
Penicillium digitatum Pd1 is the source of this 348-nucleotide messenger RNA. NCBI's taxonomy places the organism in Eukaryota, Fungi, Ascomycota, Eurotiomycetes, Eurotiales, Aspergillaceae. The record is from RefSeq and is a predicted model, not a curated record.